This is a messenger RNA of Penicillium malachiteum, 1794 nucleotides long. RefSeq names its product WD40 repeat domain-containing protein. The transcript is spliced from 4 exons. The coding region runs from base 1 to 1794 and encodes 597 amino acids. The record is from RefSeq and is a predicted model, not a curated record. NCBI's taxonomy places the organism in Eukaryota, Fungi, Ascomycota, Eurotiomycetes, Eurotiales, Aspergillaceae. Gene Ontology annotation, biological process: actin filament depolymerization; positive regulation of actin filament depolymerization. Gene Ontology annotation, cellular component: cortical actin cytoskeleton. Gene Ontology annotation, molecular function: actin filament binding.
AUGUCAAUGACAAACGAGUCCAUCUGGGCUGCGAGCCCCUCCACCACUCGCGGGCAGGCUACCCAGUUGUCCUCGGACCCUAAGGGUGAGCGAUUGGCAUAUGCUACCAACAAAUCCAUCUUCCUGCGCUCGAUCGACAACCCCGCAAUCGCCCGUCAAUACACAGAACACAAGGCGCAGACUACUGUCGCACGCUUCUCCCCCUCCGGAUUCUAUGUUGCCAGUGGCGAUGCAGCCGGUACUGUGAGAGUGUGGGACUGUGUUGGAGAAGGCAUUACCAAGGGUGAAUACAGCAUCGUUAAUGGACGGAUCAACGACCUGGCUUGGGAUGGCGAUUCACAGCGUAUCAUUGCCGUAGGCGAUGGCAAGCAGCGAUAUGGCCACUGUAUUACUUGGGAUAGUGGAAAUACUGUCGGUGAAAUCUAUGGCCACACGCAGCAGAUCAACUCUAUCUCGAUCAGACAGCAGAGACCGUUGCGUGCUGCCGCCGCGGGUGAUGACAAGAAGCUGGUCUUCUACCACGGAGCGCCUUUCAAGUUUAACAUGGGCAUUGGUGACAAGCACUCCAAUUAUAUCUACGGAGUCGGAUUCAGCCCUGAUGGCUCGCACUUGGUCAGUGUAGGCGCAGACCGUAAGAUCUGGUUGUACGAUGGCAAGACUGGCGAGACUAAGGGCCAGAUUGGCGAGGGAGAACAUAAGGGUAGCAUCUUUGGUGUAUCUUGGUGCAAGGAUUCCCGGAAGUUUGUGACUGCCAGUGCUGAUCGAACUGUCAAGAUCUGGGAUGUGGAAGCUGGCAAGUCUACCCAGAGCUGGACUCUUGGAGAGGAGGGUGCAAUGGCUGUCCGUGACCAGCAGGUCGGAGUUGUUUGGCCCCCUGGUCGCAGCGACAACCUGCUUAUCAGUCUGUCUCUCAGCGGUGACUUGAACUACUUGGUUGAGGGAACCCCUGAGCCCCGCCAAGUGAUCUCGGGCCACCAGAAGAGCAUCACUUCUCUGAAUCAGACCACCGUGGAUGACAAAGAGACUCUGUGGACCGGUAGUUUCGAUGGACGAGUCUGCAGCUGGGAUGUUGCCUCGGGCACAUCGGGAGAAAUCGAGGGUGAAAGCCAUCCUGGUUACGUUGCUGGUCUGGCCCCUACAUCAGAGGGUGCUGGACGUAUCUACAGUGUUGGCUGGGACGACACUAUUCGCUCCAUUGAUGCCGCCGCUAACACCUACACCGGUAGCAAGUCCAAGCUGACUGGACAGCCCAAGGGCGUGGCGGCUGCCGAUUCCACUGUUCUGGUGGGCACCGCAGACGCUGUCGAGAUCUUCCAAGAUGGCAACAAGACUGGAGAGUACAAGCCUAAGUUCUCUGUCACCACAGUGGCAGCUCAUGGCACCGUUGCCGCCGUUGGAGUCUCUCGGGCCAGGCAGACAUCAAGGCUUCUCGCAACUCGAUCUCCUCUCUCGCUUUCUCUCCCCGAUGGUUCCCUUCUAGCAGUUGGAGACCUGCGCGGACGUGUUUUGGUCUACAAGGUUGCAGAUGGCAGCCUCGUUACUGACCGUUGGACCGCCCACACGGCACGAAUCACUUCGCUCUCCUGGAACAAGGCUGGAUCCCAUGUGGUCAGUGGUUCUCUUGACACCAACAUCUUCGUUUGGAGCUUAGCCAGUCCUGGUGACUGGAUUGAGCUGCAGAACGCCCACAAGGAGGGAGUCCACGGUGUCGUCUGGAUUGAGAACGGUUCAAAGAUUGCAUCUGCUGGUGCGGAUGCUGCUGUAAAGGUGUGGAAUGUUGAAGGCUUGAAAUAA